Andrographis paniculata is the source of this 1104-nucleotide messenger RNA. RefSeq names its product tetraspanin-3-like. The transcript is spliced from 2 exons. Gene Ontology annotation, biological process: auxin-activated signaling pathway. Gene Ontology annotation, cellular component: plasma membrane; plasmodesma. The record is from RefSeq and is a predicted model, not a curated record. Bases 95 to 952 code for a protein of 285 amino acids. Lineage: Eukaryota; Viridiplantae; Streptophyta; Magnoliopsida; Lamiales; Acanthaceae.
CCUAGGAUUUUGAAGUAGAAGCAAAAUAUAUAGUUGUUGAUCGUGAGCGAGCAUCGAACAGAAGAAGCUAGAUAUAGAUAUAGACAUAGAUAGAAUGGGAGCGAGCAACCAGGUGAUAGGGUUCCUCAACUUGCUUACAUUCUUGGUGUCGAUUCCGGUGCUGGGCGGCGGCAUAUGGCUGAGCAUCCGCGCCAGCAACACCGACUGCAUGAAGUUCCUCCAGUGGCCCCUCCUCCUGAUUGGCGGGGCCAUCAUGGCCGUCUCCCUGGCGGGCUUCGCGGGAGCAUGCUACCGCAACACCUUCCUCAUGUACCUUUACCUCUGGGCCAUGUUCUUCAUCAUUGCCUCCCUCUUAAUCUUCGUCAUCUUCGCCUACUCCGUCACCCAGCGCGGCUCCGCCCGCCCUGUCAUCAACCGGGUAUACCUUGAUUACUCGCUCCAAGACUACUCCGGCACCUGGCUCGCUGACCGCGUCGCCAGCCCCAACUACUGGGGGAAGAUUGCUGCCUGCAUCAGGGACUCUCGCAUCUGCCGGAAGCUAGGGAGGACCGCCACCGGGGCAGCCGACUCUGCUCAGCUCUUUUAUCUCAAGAAACUGACCCCUAUUCAGUCCGGAUGUUGCAAGCCUCCCACCUCAUGUGGCUACACUUACAUGAAUGCAACAUUUUGGGUUUCCGAAGGGGAUCAGACCGGGGGCGACGCUGACUGCUUGCGAUGGAGCAACGAUCAAUGGCAACUGUGCUAUGGAUGCGACUCAUGCAAAGCCGGAGUUUUGGCGAGUCUGAAGAAAAGCUGGAGGAAGGUCUCGGUUAUCAACAUUGUCAUAUUGAUCAUCCUCGUAGUGCUCUAUGUCGUUGCUUGUGCAGCAGUCAGGCACAACAAACAACUCGACAAUGACGAGGCUUAUGGCGAAACCCGGAUGAUAAAAUCGCACCCUACUUGGUUCUACUAAGAGGCCAACAUAAUAUGAUAUGAUAAAUCCAUAUAUAUCGUAGUGUGCAAUAACAAGACCUGAUGCUUUAAUUGUGUUCUAAGUACUAUUUGUGGGUAAAUUUGUAUGGAACAUAUAUAUAUUUUAAGAAAACUAAAGAAAAUAAUUAUAUA